AUGGCAACGGCAGCCGGCUUCUUUCUCGGCUCUCCUACCACAGCAGACUUGUCAUCCGAUCAUAAGAACAACCCCAGUCACAAGCCCUUUCCAACCCUCUUCGAAAUGAAAUCUGUUACUAUUUUCGCCAUGUCCCUUGCCAGCGCGGCCGCAGGCGUGGCUGGUGCGGCGACAACUACCUUCCCGACAGCCAGCGGCGAGACUGCCCUGCCUACCCCCAUGGUCGUGUCUGGGGCGUUCGACGGAGGCAUGAAGAGGUACAACCGGAACCCCGACACCUGCGAGGGCCAGACGGAGACGGAUGAGGAUGCGGCCAUGUUUAUCGUCGAGGACGGCGGAAGCAUCUCCAACGUUGUCAUUGGCAAGGCCCAGGGUGAAGGUAUCCACUGCCGGGGUGCUUGCACCUUGGCCAACGUGUGGUGGGAAGAUGUCUGCGAAGACGCCGCCACGUUCAAGCAGGCCGAAGGCAAGACGUCGUACGUCAUUGGCGGCGGAGCUCGUGGCGCCUCGGACAAGGUCUUCCAAUUUAACGGCCGCGGAACUGUGUCCAUCAAGGACUUCUAUGCCGAGGAUUAUGGGAAAGUUAUGCGGAGCUGCGGUGACUGCACUGCUAAUGGAGGACCUCGCCAUGUGGUAAUUGACGGCGUCAUCGCCAAAGACGGUGGACCACUGUGCGGGAUCAACAGCAACUUUGGCGAUACCUGCAAAAUCUCGAACUCGUGCCAAACUGACGGCAAGUCGUGCGACAGAUACAAGGGUGUCGUGAAGGGAGACGGUAGCUCGGAGAAGCUCGGGAGUGGCCCUGACGAUGUUUCGUGCUUCGUGACCUCGCUCACGGAGACGUGCUAA
Chaetomium globosum CBS 148.51 is the source of this 849-nucleotide messenger RNA. RefSeq lists its product as uncharacterized. NCBI's taxonomy places the organism in Eukaryota, Fungi, Ascomycota, Sordariomycetes, Sordariales, Chaetomiaceae. Gene Ontology annotation, cellular component: extracellular region. The coding region runs from base 1 to 849 and encodes 282 amino acids. The transcript is spliced from 4 exons. Gene Ontology annotation, molecular function: pectate lyase activity. Gene Ontology annotation, biological process: pectin catabolic process. The record is from RefSeq and is a predicted model, not a curated record.